AAAACGGUGCACAAAUAUCAAAGUGUUUCAAGGCUGGCUAUUCCACUUGUGUGGACACAUAAAGAAAAAUAUAAAUACCCACCCACCUGCAAAUGAAACUUUCUCAAAGUGCGACUGUCAAAAUAAAAUCUUUGAAAUGAAAUCUCCCAAGUGACCGCAAUCGCGUUGGCCAUUACAAAUCGUGUAGAAAAGAUUCGGAAACAGAACCAGAACCCACGCAAAUUGUUCAGAAAUAACAAUUUCAUUUUAUUCAGUGCAAAGUCUGUUCUGAAAUCUAAAAGGCGCAUCUGUUUUCACAUCUACAUGCACUGCAAAUGUCUAUAUUAGAUGUGGAAAAUUUACAGAAAGAUGACACAAAUUUCUAAGGGGCGCAAAAUCAACAAUUAGCAAUUAAUUCCCAUAAAUCACAAAAGAGGCAUCAGUUGUUGUUGUUGUUGAUUCGUGCUGUUCUAAAUUUGGUUUAUUUACCUACGUGAGCUGUUUGCAUAUGUCGCGCCUCAGAUAAACCUGGCAAAUAAUAAUGAAGAUGAUACAAAGAACGCAGUGGAAAUGUGGAAACCCCACCAAAUAUUUGCACAUUAAAGAGGGAAAUAAAAGGAUUACUUUUGGAACAGAUAAAUAAUGGAAUGCAAAAAUAUCUGACUUGAAAGGCAAAUUAAAGUUAAUGCCUAUUCUUGAUAGAUAAAAACUAAGCAAUAUUAAGUUAUGUAAACCUUUAGCAAAUUUCAUAUUUAUGGUUUUAAAUCAUUGAUGAAAACUAUAUUUUGUUCAUUGUUGCUAGUAAUAAAACUAGAUUGUUGCAGUUGGCGAUAAUUUUUUUAUAAGGAACUGAAUCAUUUAAAUGAGAUAUAAAUUUCCCAAGAACGACAUGAAUCAUAUAAAUAUUUUGUGUGAUUCGAAUUAAUUAUAAAUUCAACCUACUUUAUAAAAUAUUAAAGUGGAAGAUAGCAGAAAUUAUCUGUUUUAAUUGAUAAUAAAUUAAACUAUUGCAAAUAUGGUAGGACAAAAUAAAUUAUGAGCUCUAAAAAACAAAUUUCGAAAAUUUUCAACGUCUGACCCUUAAAGGGUUAAGGUUUCUUUCUGAAUUCGCUGAAAGAAGUUCUUUGAAAUGAAAGUUGCCCAUUUGCUGGCUCCCUUGCACCCGCACGUUCUUAUCAGACAUAACAAACUACUUGACCCAAGGAGACCCAACCAGAACAAAAACAACAACAACAACGGCAUAACAGCAUCAUCAGAUUGCCAAACAGAAUUCUGCGCAAGUGCAGCAGAACAGACCUCUCCCCAAUAAGCGAGCGAGAGGCCAACAAACUUAACGAAAGAGAGAGGAGGGCUCCUCAAAGAGAGGCAGAGCUCCAAGAGCGACGCGCGCAACUGUCGUCAAGUUUUUGGGGAGCAGUAUCGCGUCGGCAUUAAACGUUUAAGUUCAAAACGAGGAGCCAAAGAGAAGAGAACGACCGCGAGGCGCAACGGAAUACAAAAAGCGUCAAAGAAAUAAAAGAAUCACAAACCGAAACUCGUACAAAAAAAACAUAUUGCAAACUAAAUAAAUAAAUAAAGAUCGCGAUAUCGGAUGUCCGACAAGAUAAAAAUACGCACUAAUGCAGAUAUAAGUAUAAAUAUUAAUGCAAACAGCGGCGCAAAGUGUAAAACGCAGCGGACAUCACUUGACGAAAGAGUGAUGUGAUGUCAUAAUAAAACUUUGCCCUUAUCGACAAUAAUAAAAAAACAAAAAGAAGAAGUGCAAAAACGAUAUCAGCGGAAAAGCGAGGUAAAAGUUAAUAAAUACCCGCCAACGAAAUCAAAUUGCAAUUUGUGAUAACAAAGCGAGCAUGACGGACUACACGGAUUACUUGGAUUCGGCCUGGGAAUAUGCGGAGUGGCUGCCCUACCUGCUGGUCACCUACGUGCUGAUCACCCUGCUUCCAAAGUCCAUGAUCCGGAUAAAACGCUUUGCAGAUGCGGAUUACGAAGCGAACAGGAACAAGUUCCAUCGCUGCUACGGUCCGGAGCUGUGCUGCCAUGUCCUGGCCCAGGAGCAGGCGGCGGGAAAGGUCAAACCCAAGGCCAGAAAGCCGGUGACCCGAGUUUAUCCCAAGCGUCAGCAGGUGACCCCGAAAGCAGAGCUUCCACCUCCAAGUCCGGCGCCUGUGAAGCGGAGUAAUGUCACCAAGAUCGCCCGGAUGUUUGAGACCGGCACCACACGCCAGGUGAACCGGGUGGCACCUGUAACGCUGCCCGAGAUCCGGAUGUUUGGAGCCAGCGAUGAGUCCAGGGAUUCAACGCCCUGCGCCUCGAGGAAAACAAGCAUUGCUAGUCAGCUCUCGGCUCAGUUGCAGCACAUUGAGCAGACGAUGCACCUGUGGCAGGAACUAGAGGAGGAGCCCCCGAAGAAGUCACCAGCCCACAGCAAUGAUUGGGAACCCAUGGCAGUGCCAGUUUCGAGACGCACCAGGGGCACCUCAGCCACGCCCUCCACGGCCUCGCCUCUCUCCAGCUCCCCGGAACCAGAGCACCCUUCUCCAGUUCUGCUGAGGAAACCGCCUUCGCUGUGCCUGCAGACCAGUAUGGAGGACAUCUUUCAGGUGAUUGCCCGGAGUGCCGAGGAGCAGGAGGACUGUCCGGACUGCCACUGUCUGUCGCCGGUGACCUGCAUCGAUGACAUACUCUCCGAGAGGAGGUUCUCAAGGCCCCUGUCCGCCUACUCCAUCACCGAUCUCCUCAACGAAGAGCAGGCCUCCUGUGUGGAGGAGACCACCUAUAUUAAUGAAACCAGAUGAGCAGCGCAGAGGGAUCGAUGCCCCACCAGGGUCGUUUUAUAGUGCCAUCCCCCAGGGUCAGAUGGAAUCACCAGGAAGACUUCCCAUCCAGGCAUUUGUUCGGGAACAAAGCCACUGGAGACCUUGCCAAGCCUCACAUUUCCUACAGCCCCCUGCAUUUUGUUUGUUUAAUCGAUGAAAACUUAAGCAAAUCAAAGUAGAAACUCUUCAACUCAAGUCGCAAUUGGCAAUCGAAGCCUCCCUGUACUUAGUUAACCUUAUAAAUUGUAUAAACGUUCUUAUUUGUCCAUUAAACCAAACCCAAUUUGUAAUUGCGAAGCAUCUCAUUAAUGAGUAGAGAACAGUACUGCUAAACUAAUAUGCUGAUUGUAUGUAUUAACUAUAAAUAAAUAUGAAUUUGUAUUUUAGUAUUACUUAUCGUUAAAUGUACUAUAUGUUAUAAAUGAAAAUUGUAUAAAAUGCAACAAAAUUCGUAAUAAAGAGCAACUAUUGUGUAUUUUCGUUUGCACAGCUGCUAGAAGCAUUCGAAAAAUUUUA
Drosophila rhopaloa is the source of this 3314-nucleotide messenger RNA. RefSeq lists its product as uncharacterized. Bases 1830 to 2777 code for a protein of 315 amino acids. Lineage: Eukaryota; Metazoa; Arthropoda; Insecta; Diptera; Drosophilidae. The record is from RefSeq and is a predicted model, not a curated record. The transcript is spliced from 2 exons.